AUGUCAGCACCAGCUCCUACCAGAACGCAGAUAUUGCACAUGUACAAAGACUUCAUCAGGAAUGCCAACAAGAUACAGAACUACAACUUCAGGCACUACUUCUUGAGGAGAGCAAAGGAAUCUUUCAGAGAAAACAAAAACGUUCAAGAUCCAAAGAAGGUCAAUGAGCUACUUACCGAGGCCGAGAAGGAUUUGGGUGUCUUGAAAAGACAAUCGAUCAUCUCUAACAUGUACACAUUCGACAAGUUGGUUGUGGAACCACUGAAGAAACGCUGA
Messenger RNA from Kluyveromyces marxianus DMKU3-1042, 276 nucleotides. It is a transcript of the gene ISD11, whose product is annotated as Isd11p. The transcript has a single exon. Lineage: Eukaryota; Fungi; Ascomycota; Saccharomycetes; Saccharomycetales; Saccharomycetaceae. The record is from RefSeq and is a predicted model, not a curated record. Gene Ontology annotation, cellular component: mitochondrion; L-cysteine desulfurase complex. The coding region runs from base 1 to 276 and encodes 91 amino acids. Gene Ontology annotation, biological process: iron-sulfur cluster assembly.